Molecule: messenger RNA, 4259 nt
Organism: Nematostella vectensis (starlet sea anemone)
Lineage: Eukaryota; Metazoa; Cnidaria; Anthozoa; Actiniaria; Edwardsiidae
Product: GRB10-interacting GYF protein 2
Exons: 26
Coding region: 140-3961 (1273 amino acids)
Molecular function (GO): protein binding
Source: RefSeq, a predicted model, not a curated record
GCGCGUCGUCCGAAGAGGAAGUGACCACGUGAUCAGUGGCUGCAAAAUUUGUGUUCGCCAUAUUCCCUACUCUCCGCCUCGAAGGAAAGUGUUUUUGGAGCGUAUUUCCAAAGUUGAUUACCAAAACUGAACGAUCACAAUGUCGGAAACUCUAACUUUUGGACCAGAAUGGCUGCGUGCUCUAUCAAGCGGCAACAGUGUCACAUCACCCCCACCUUCUCCAGGGCCAAAGUUCAAGCUGGCAGAGUUUCGCUAUGGCAAAGAGGAGAUGUUGGCACUCUUUAUGGAAGAGCUAAAUAAACCAGUUGAGCUGGAACACUUUGCUUCCGUAGCAAAAGAAAAGUCAAGCUUUCCUAUGGCAUUUUUACCACCAACAGAAGAAGAACAACGUACAGCAAUGGGCUCAGUGAACAGCAAUGCAGUCUUAAAGCUUAUGGGUAGAGGUGGGACCCGAGGAGGUUUGCGUGGAGCAAGGGGAGUUCCAAGAGGGCGUGGUAGGGGUGAUGGGGGAUUUAUGAGACAGUCAUCAUAUGAGGACACCCGUCAAGAAGGAGGCUUCAGUAGAGAUCCAAAACGACAAAGCUGGGAUGAAAACAGACGUGGGGGAUUUGAUCCUGGAAGAGGAAGAGGCUAUGACCCAACCUUAAGGUCGCGCAUCACCAGUGAUAGCACCUGGGACAGAGGGGAGAACAAUGACAACAACUGGCGCUUUUCUGGUCGUGGUGAUGAGGAUGAUGGUGGAGGAUGGAGAAUUUCAGGAUCAAGAUCAGCUGAAAAAACUGAAAGGUGGAGAGGUGGAAGACCUACAAGAGGCGGUACCUGGAGAGCACCAGACUCUUAUCGCAGGGAGAAUAGCUACCCUGAUGAUGAGUGGCAGGUUGCAAGGAGUGGCCGGGCGCGGUCCUGGCAUGAACGUGAUGAUAACAGAUGGAGUGCUUCUGGCGAGCGAUUACCCGAAUGGAGUAAUGAUGACCAGGAAGAUUUUGAUAUGACAGGAACCUUUGAUGCAUCUGGGGCAUUUAGAUCUCAAAAGAAAGAAAACACAGAUGAAGGAAGAACUGAAAAUAGAGACUCUAAUGAAAAUAAAUCUCCAACUUCAGAAAAAAGACUUUUUGAUAGCAGCUACAAGGAAUCACCCACACAAUCCGAAGAAAUAAAGGAUGAAAAAUCAAGCAAAGAUAAACCAUUAGAAGAAAAAGCACCCCAGACCAAGUCAACAUCACCGAGUCCACAGCCAACUGAAGCAAAACCACACACACCACCACCCCCUACAAGCACACCACCUACCACUGCACCCAGACAGCCUUCCCCUAUGGCACCAGCACCCGUACAGAAAGAGUCUCCACCUCUGACAGAUGACAGAAAAGAUGAAGAGCAAGGAAUUGAUCACCUGGAAAAGGCCGCUGAGAACCUUGUGCUGCUGUUGGAUGAUGAGGAUGAAGAAAAAUCUGAGCAAGAAAGGUUUGCUCAGCAAAGUUACCCACGGCUAUCACCUGCCACUACACCUGUUCAGGGUGACAACAUACAGUGGUAUUAUACUGAUCCACAAGGCAAACAGCAAGGGCCAUUCACCAAUGCUGAGAUGGCAGACUGGUUCAAACAUGGCUACUUCAGUAUGAAUCUCAUGAUCCGACGAAUGACAGAUGAGGUGUUUCAGCCACUUGGUGAGCUGAUUAAGUCGUGGGGCAGAGUACCAUUCCAUGCAGGUCCACAGCCACCAGCACUGAAGAGUAUCCCUGACCAUAUCAAGCAGCAGCAGCAGUUACUGGCACAACAGCAGUACCAGGACUUGAUGCGACAGCACCUAAUACAGCAGCAGUUUCUCCACCAGCAGGCUCUUCUCAUGCAGCAACAACAACUCCAUCAAAUGCAGCAAAUGCAACAACCUGCACCCUCACAGCAAUCCCCUCCUGAUUCAGCACCCCCUCCACAGAUGCCGCCGCCUCAGUCGAUAGCAAGCGAACCUCAGAGAAUGGACCUUCCACCAAAAUCAUCUAUCUCACAGCAACAACAGCACCAGAGACCACAGGGGUUGUCAGUGACUUCUGAAUCCAUCUGGGGUCCAUCAGGUCCCACACAAACUUCUCCAAGUAUGAUGUCGGCAGGGCCCUGGUCACCGGCCAAUUCUCCACCAACUACUGCCACACCCUCUACACCCCCUGUCAAUGUCUGGGACUUGGAAGCUAAUAACAAAUCCAAGGUUCAGUCGCUACAGGAAAUCCAAAGAAUUGAAGAAGAAAAGGAAAGGAAAACGCUGGAAAAAGAGAGGAGAGAAGCGGAAGCCAGGGCCUUGCAGCAGAAGCAGCAAGAGGAAGAGGAGCGAAGAAGGCAGCAGGAACUACUUCUGCAGCGACAGAGGGAAGAAGAGGAAAUGAGAAGGCAGCAAGAACAGAUGUUACAGCGACAGAGAGAGGAGGAAGAAAGGCGAAGACAACAGGAAGAAGCAGAGAGGCAACGAAGAGAGCAAGAGGAAGUAUUUAAGAAACAACAAGAAGAAUCAAGGCGAAAACAAGAGGAAGAACUAAGGAGAAAACAAGAAACUAUCCUCAAACAGCAACAAGAGCAACAGCGACAACAACUAGAACUACAAAAACGACAGCAGGAACAGCAAAGACAGCAAGAGUUACAGAAGCGACAACAAGAAGAAAAGCAGCGUAUGGCCGAGAUGCGGCAACAGCAGCAACAGGCCCUGCUCAGACUCCAGCAGCAGCAACAAGAGGUACAGAGAAGAAAAGAGAUACAGAAGCAGAUGGAAUUGCAGCAGAAGCUGCAGCAGAAACGACAGGUUAGCAACGGGUCACUGUGGGGCUCAACUAGUUCUCCUGCAGCCCUAUCUCUUGCAGAGAUCCAGCAACAACAGGAAGAAAGGGAGCGCCUACAGCGUGAACGCCAGCGUCUCAUCCUAGAACAGCAGGAGCGAGAGCAGCAGAACCGUGCGGCCGCCGCAGGGUGGGGAGAGCAUGCCCCCGUCGGCCCCCCUCCUGUCAAAUCGCUCCUGGAAAUCCAGGAAGAACAAGCCAGGCAGCAAAAGGCAAAGGCUCAGAAUCAGCAGCUAUCGCGUUCACAGCCAGCUCCUCCUUCCCAUAACCCGCUGAGCUCCUCCGUCUGGGGUAGCAACCCCCCCUCCCUCUCGUCUUCCUGGGCUAGCGGCGGCACCUCUGGGAACGUGUGGGGAGGAGGUCAAGCAAGCGGCAAGCAGCCCCAGUCUCGCUUCAUGGCAUUCGCUGCUAACACUGCUGAAGACGAGGACGAGGACGAUGAGGACGAGCUCUUCUGGGAUAAUGCCGUGAAGGCAGCAGCUAAAGCAAACCCCCCUCCUGCUCAAGCCAGGCAGCAACAAGCCAAGAAUAAAACCGUUAACUCAACCGCUGCCCAAAGUAAACCUGCUCAGGCAAAGAAAUCCAACAAGGACGAGGAAAGUGUCAGACGCCUGUUCCAGCAGCACGCCGCCGCGAGCGCCGAUGAUUUCACCCAGUGGUGCGAGACAACGCUGCGCUCAAUGAAAGCAACAGGAGUCGACAUCCCCACCUUCAUCUUGUUCCUGAAAGAAGUUGAGUCGCCUUAUGAGAUUCACGACUACGUGAAGUCGUAUGUCGGUGAUACUAAAGAAGCGCGUGACUUCGCCAAGGAAUUCAUCGAAAAGCGCAAGAAAGACAAGCACCGAUCUGCUCCCGCCCCCUCCCCUCCGGUUUAUCCGCAACAGACAAACGUAUGGGGCGCCAUCCCAACUCAACAAUCCAACACGAGCAGGGCCUACCAGCAGAACCUAAGCGCGCACUCGACUGAUGCCUCCCACAGCGGCGUGGUGGGCAACGGAGGUAAUGGCGGCGAGUCUGCGUCAAGUAAAAAGAAGAAAAAGAAGAAAAUGCAAAAAGUCGAUCCGAGCAUUCUUGGAUUCAGCGUAAAUGCCGCAGAGCGGGUCAAUAUGGGCGAAAUACAAACCCUCGAAGACACGCGAUGAAUUCCCUUGAUUUGCGCUUCCUUGUUAACAUCCCAAUCACUAGAGAAUGUACGACUGCUCGCGUAAUUAAGUGCCCACUAGGGAAUUGAAUUCCCGAGAAACUAUAUGGGAAAUAAGGGAUUCCCCGUCAAUGGGCUUAAAGUUUUUAACGGGCGAGCAAAGAAUGACAGUUCACGAAUAUAAAAGCGGAGAAAGUCUUCGCUCCUAUUUUCCCAAGAGAGACUGUUGUGUUCAGACAGAAAAUACUCGUUGAGGUUGCGAAGAGGUGUUUGUAUUAAAAAAAACAUUUUAUAUGCUA